Bactrocera dorsalis (oriental fruit fly) is the source of this 1766-nucleotide messenger RNA. RefSeq names its product histone-lysine N-methyltransferase 2C (gene Lpt). Lineage: Eukaryota; Metazoa; Arthropoda; Insecta; Diptera; Tephritidae. The record is from RefSeq and is a predicted model, not a curated record. Gene Ontology annotation, biological process: positive regulation of transcription by RNA polymerase II. Gene Ontology annotation, molecular function: transcription coactivator activity; histone binding; histone H3K4 methyltransferase activity. Gene Ontology annotation, cellular component: MLL3/4 complex.
AAAGCGUUCCUCUUCAAAUGUAAUCAGUAGUACUUACAUCGGUAUUAUUAACAUAACAAAUAUAGAUGUAUUAAUGGUAAAUAAUUGAACAAAAAUAAUGGAUCUAGAUUUAGUAUGUGAAGAAACUGAUUUGGAUUCAUUGCAACCAUACCCUUCUGGUGCUCCUUCUACUCCAAAUUCGAACAGAUCAUCUCCAGCCAAUGGCAAUGACGAAGCCACUUUUCAAACACAAUUAUUUUUACAAGGAUCUUCUGAAAAUGGAGACACUUUUUCGGGGCUUAUGGCAGGAGUGGAAAGUAAAUCAAAUAAUUCGAAACGAGGUCCGGGAAGGCCUAGGAAAGAUUUGCCUCAACAUAAGGGCAAUGUGAAGCGAAAAAAUUUUGGGGACCAUAUACAAUGUAGUGAUCGUACUAAUCUUUCUAUCGCACCAAUGUCUUCAUCCGAAAGUUCUAAUACUGGAUAUCCUGAAGAUAAAACAAUAACAAAUAUGGAUGAAAUUUCAAAUAUUGAAUAUCCUGGGAAAAUAUGUUGUCUAUGUAAUCUUGAUGAAAGAAGUGCUUUGGGGCAGGGGGACUUUUUAAGAUGGGAGGUGGAUCCCAUUAACUGUGAAAAGGCUAUUCAAUAUUACAUGGAAACAAAUUCUAAAAACGAUGAAACCUUAAGGCAUACCACUAUAGACCAAGUUUCAUUCCGUCGACAAAAAAAUAAUUGCAGAGGAAAAAUGUCUCAAAAUAAUUGCAUCAACGAACUAGAUAAAAUAGGGCAUUCGGAAAAAAUGUCCCUUAAUACAAUUUUAGAUGGUUCUUAUGUUUAUUCGCACCGUAUGUGCCUUAUGUGGUCGCAAGGCGUAUACGGAAAAACUAACGAAAUCAAGGCGAACAUAGAGUUCAUAAUUGCUAAAAGUCUCUCACAAAAAUGCUCAUUCUGUGGACAGUAUGGAGCAAGUAUCACAUGUAAAAUGAGUUGCACAAAAGUUUUUCAUUUGCCGUGCGCUGCAGCAUCGGCUAGCUUUCAAAUCAUGGAUAAUUUUAUGGUUUUUUGCUUGGAUCACAUUGAACAAGUAAUGGUUAUAUGUCCAGAUGCUAAUAUCACGUGCCAAAACUGUUCCUCCAUGGAUAAUAUGGCAAAAAUGAUCAUGUGCGCCACUUGCGGUGACCAUUUUCAUACCAAUUGUGUUGGUUUAAUAAAUACUCCAGAAACUCGGGCGGGUUGGAAUUGCCCCAAUUGUCGGAAAUGUCAGAUAUGUAGAGAGAGUGACGGUACUGAAGGACGUUUCAUUAAAUGUGAACAGUGCCAGCGAUUAUACCAUAAUACCUGUUUACGACCCGCGAUCUCUUCUUUGCCAAAAUAUGGCUGGAAGUGCAAUCGUUGCCGGGUUUGUACUGACUGUGGUUCAAGAACUCCUGGGGGUGGAACUUCAUCGCGAUGGCACUGUCAUUACACAAUUUGUGAUUCGUGUUACCAGCAACGUAAUAAAGGGUUUUCUUGUCCUAUUUGUCACAAAGCUUAUAGAGCUUCUGCCCACAAGGAAAUGGUUAAAUGUAAUUUUUGUCAUAGAUUUGUACAUAGUACAUGUGACGAAGAUGCCGACUUGAUUACUUAUCAUAAAAAGAAAGAAAAUAAUCCUGAUUAUGAUUAUAUAUGUCCACAAUGUAAGUUAUUGCCAAUGAGCGAGAAGAUUAUACCAAAUCAAUGUAAUUCAAAUCGCUCCGGAGAAGGAAUUACAUUGCCUCAAGGAAUAGAUGACAAUUUUAUUAAGGAAAUGG